AUGGCGCCGAAGCAUUAUAGACCAGCGGGAAAGAAGAAGGAAGGAAAUGCGGCUAGGUAUAUGACCAGGUCGCAAGCACUCAAGCAUCUUCAAGUUAAUCUGAAUCUAUUCAGGAGACUAUGUAUCGUCAAAGGUAUAUUUCCUCGAGAACCGAAGAAGAAGGUGAAGGGAAACCACCACACAUACUACCAUGUUAAGGACAUUGCUUUCCUUCAUCACGAGCCACUUCUUGAGAAGUUCAGGGAAAUUAAAACAUACCAAAAGAAGGUACUGAAAGCCAAGGCUAAGAAAAACGAGGAGCUCGCACGUCUUUUGCUUACUCGCCAACCCACUUACAAGCUAGAUAGAUUGAUCCUUGAAAGGUAUCCCACAUUUAUUGAUGCACUACGCGACUUGGAUGACUGUCUUACGAUGGUUCAUCUUUUUGCGGUGUUACCUGCUUCAGACAGGGAAAAGCUUGAAGUUAAACGAGUCCACAACUGUAGAAAAUUGAGCCAUGAAUGGCAAGCUUACAUUUUGCGUACUCAUGCAUUACGGAAAGUGUUCGUUUCUGUCAAGGGCAUAUAUUAUCAGGCUGAAGUAGAAGGUCAAAAGAUCACUUGGUUGACCCCUCAUGCAAUACAACAAGUAUUUACGAAUGAUGUUGACUUCAGUGUUCUGCUAACCUUCUUGGAAUUUUAUGAGACUCUUCUUGCCUUCAUUAAUUUUAAGCUGUACCGUUCUCUGAAUGUGAAAUAUCCGCCAAUCCUUGAUUCUCGGUUGGAGGCUUUGGCUGCAGAUCUCUAUGCACUGUCAAGAUACAUUGAUGCUAGCGCCAGAGGCAUGGUGGUGGAGCCUAAAGUUGAUGCUUCAUCUAGCUCACAGUCAAACGACCGUGAAGAGUCAGAACUGAGACUAGCACAACUUCAGCACCAGCUGCCUUCAAGUGAGCCUGGUGCAUUGAUGCAUCUCGUUGCAGAUAACAAUAAAGAGGUUGAAGAGGAUGAAGAAACAAGAGUGUGCAAGUCACUUUUUAAGGAUCUGAAGUUUUUCUUGAGCCGUGAGGUUCCAAGAGAGUCCUUGCUUUUUGUGCUUCCUGCUUUUGGUGGGAUGGUUUCUUGGGAAGGAGAAGGUGCACCUUUCAAGGAGGAUGAUGAUAGUAUUACCCAUCAUAUCAUUGAUAAGCCAAGUGCGGGUCAUUUGUAUCUGUCAAGGGAGUAUGUUCAACCACAGUGGAUCUAUGACUGCGUGAAUGCUCGUAUAAUCUUACCAACUGAAAAGUAUAUGGUCGGAAGGGUUCCACCACCGCAUUUGUCACCGUUUGUGGACAAUGAAGCAGAAGGAUAUGUACCUGAUUAUGCAGAACAAAUUAAAAGGCUACAAGCAGCAGCCAGAAACAAAGUUCUUCCAUUGCCAGGUGUUGGGAAAGAGGAUCUUGAAGAUCCUCAAAACUUGUUAUACGCUGGUGUUAUGAGCCGUGCCGAGGAAGCCGAAGCUGCUGAGAACAAGAAGAAGAUGGCGGCGAAAGAAAAGCAAUACCAUGAAGAACUGAAGCUGGAACUGAAGAAGGGAAAAGGAAUUGUUGUGGACGGAGAAGCAGAAGCUGAGGGUGAAGAAGAAGAAUCAGCUCCUAAUGCAGAUAAUAAUCAAAUCGCUGAGGAUAACGCUGCUAUGGCCAAGGUGACGAUGCCCCGUAAGAAGAGGAAGCUCUACGACGCCAUGAAGAUGGGGCAGGAGAAGAGGAAUGAAGGAAUUAAUCGAAUCAAGGAGCGCAAGAAUAAGUUGAAGAAUGCUGCUCAAGAAUAA
Molecule: messenger RNA, 1785 nt
Organism: Arabis nemorensis
Lineage: Eukaryota; Viridiplantae; Streptophyta; Magnoliopsida; Brassicales; Brassicaceae
Source: the annotation of a GenBank genome assembly